Molecule: messenger RNA, 3800 nt
Organism: Talpa occidentalis (Iberian mole)
Lineage: Eukaryota; Metazoa; Chordata; Mammalia; Eulipotyphla; Talpidae
Gene: NAXD
Product: NAD(P)HX dehydratase
Exons: 7
Coding region: 2459-3307 (282 amino acids)
Biological process (GO): metabolite repair
Molecular function (GO): ATP-dependent NAD(P)H-hydrate dehydratase activity
Source: RefSeq, a predicted model, not a curated record
GCCGAGGUCCGCAGGAAGGUGGCCCCCGUGGACGCCCAGGGGGUUUGGGCUUUGUGCUUCUGGACGCUGCGGGGCCCCUUGGCACUGCGCGUCACACCAGCCAGGGGCUCUGGAGCCAGUUUGUUCAGAGACUGUUGCCUGGGUUUUGGGGGGUGGCGCCUUCUCUGCCCGGUGAGUCAGCUGGGCUCGCGGUGCUGCUUCCACCCGCCAACAGUAAACAGUGGAUGCCAGGUCUGGGGUCCCCAUCCUAGUUUUAGGGGGUGUUCCGGGAACAAGGACACCAUCAUGUGCUCCGGAUUAGUUAUGAGUCACGUGAACCGUAGGCGAGCUUGGCACAAAGAAGCUCUGGCAUCACAGAAAGCGGAGAGUGACGAGGAAUUCCGGAAAGGAGCGCAGCCUUAAGACAUCGCUUCAGUUCUGCGGUCUUCCUCAGCCACACAUGGUUAAAAGGAAAACCAGACCGGUUCCACCUGUUCUUUCCCGCUCAGAAUUUGUCCUGAAGGCAGAGGCACUUAGUAGGACCCAUUCACGCUGCCCCUUGGGAAGGCCCUUCUGUCCCUCAGAACGAUGUCGUGUGUGGUUCUGCGGAGGCAGUGCUCAGUAGCCGCCAGAGCGCAGUCGCUGCGAAAGCGGAAUGGCCUCCUCUCCUCGGCCCGAGGGGUCUUCUGCUCUGUCUCUCUGGCCUUGGUCUCCCUGUUAGCAACGUCUGCUGCUCCCUGUCUGCUGAGAGUCAAGAUGCCUUUCACUCACCAGAUAUUCAAGGGUCUUGUCCUGUACUGACCAUUUGUGAGGUGAUUGAGGGCGGGGGUGCAACCUGGAGGCACGCGAGCUGCGGCCCAUUCUGUGCAGGCAGAGGGGAGUGGGUCGUGGGCGACACUGGGUGUGGCUCGGUGCGGCACCUUGACAACCCCACAGUGCUGCCAGGAGCCCAGGACGACCGGAGUGACUGCGGAGGCUGGGUUCCGGUGGCAGUGUCUAGAGUCGAAGGUGGCUCUUGGGCUGGGGGGCCUCCUGGGGCCCCGACGGAGCUGUGGUGCGCAUCGGUGCGGGAAGUCACAGCGCUGGGAGGAAGGCUUGUCGGCGCUGGGCUGGGCAGAGCCCUGAGCUGUAAAUGCGCCUGGUGAGAAGCUGGGCAGAGCUGGGCCUUGGGAUGCCGAGUGAGCGGGGAGAGAGCGUGCCCUUCUUAGCGCAGCGCCUGGUCCUCAUCGGGGUGCGGUCUCCGUGGAUGUGCCCGGAGCAGAACAGGCAGGCGCGCGAGGAAAAACUAGGCAGGGGGCUGGUGGGUGCCAAGCCCAAUGGUGCCACUUGUUGCCGGUGUCAUGGUGACGGCCUGGCUUGCCAAGGGUGGGGGGGGGUGGCUGUCACGGGGUCUCCUUCCGGCGUGGGUCCAGGCGUCUGAUGUGGCAGCUCUGGAGGCCUUAUGUCAAUCUGUUAAAGAAAUGGCCUGGUCUUGUUGAACCAGAGGUGGCGGGGGUGCCAGCAAGGUGGAGGCUGGCUGACUGCGUGGACCGGGCGGCUCUCCACCCUCCUGGGACUCCAGGCGUGAGUCCAGCUUUCUCUGUGCUGAGGUGAUGGAGGAAUGAGCUGGCUGGGGCCUGUGUAAGCGGGGUGGCCCGUGUCUGCACAGGUCCUGUAAUUCUGGAGAAAAUAAAGCUUUGCGCACCCCGUCCAUCGGGGCAGAACACAGCAUCCCAGGCCGCCCUGGGGGCGCACGGGGUUAAGCACGGCACUGUGAAGUUACCUGCAGCCUCUGCAGCACAAGUUCGAUCCCCGGGCAGGAAGAAACCCACAGGGCGCAGCAGACCUCUCCUGUCUCCCCGCUGCUCCCCUCAGCAGUGUGUUUCAGUGGAUCCACCUGUUCUGCUCCCCGCUCUGUCUCUGGUGGAUCCUCUCACUCCCCCACCUCUGGCCUGCACCCCAGCUCUUCUAUGCAUACGUAAAGAAAUGUUCAAAAAACAAAAAAAAAGACAGUGUCUCUCAGCUGGUUGUCUCAGCCUUGAGGCAGUCAAAGGGAUGGAAUGAUUCGUGAAAUGCCUCUGCGCCCAGUGUAAGUGGGUCCUGUGCUCGGGAGGCCGUCCUAGUUCUCUCGCAGAGUGUGUGAUGGGGGGAGGCGCUGGGAAGGGGCUCUGGGACCCUUCGAGCUGGCAGAUGGGACCCCGAGGUGCUUCCCUGGGUGACAGCGCACUGCUGGCUCUCAAUGCGCUGCGGGACGCCCCCCCCAGAGCAGAGCAGGCUUCGCGCCGCCCCUUAGCCCUGCUCCGGUGGGCGGCGAGGCCGCGGGGGAGACUCGGCCUUCCCGUCAGGUCCGCUCUGCGAAGGGCUUUGGCCGCCACGCUCUGCCCGGGUCUCUGUUCUGUGCGGGAACGGGCGGAUUUGGGCGCCUCCGAACACCUCCCUCUCCCGCCUGCUAGUUCUGGGAGGAGCGCUGUCGCUGCAGGAAGCCCGCCCGCCGAGGAGCAUGGAGCAGGCCGCGGCGCUGGUGAGGAGCAUCGUGCCGCCUCUGGGCGCCAGGAAGUACAAAGGCCAGGACGGCCGCAUCGGCGUCGUGGGCGGCUGCCGCGAGUACACCGGCGCCCCCUACUUCGCGGCCAUCUCCGCCCUCAAAGUGGGCGCCGACUUGUCCCACGUGUUCUGCACCCGGGAGGCCGCCCCCGUCAUCAAGGCGUACAGCCCCGAGCUGAUCGUGCACCCGGUUCUAGACAGCCCCGGAGCCGUGCGAGCCGUGGAGGAGUGGCUGCCCCGCCUGCACGCCCUGGUCGUGGGGCCUGGCUUGGGGAGAGACGAGGCCCUGCUCAAAAACGUGCAGGACGGGCUGUGGCUGGUGGCUCAGCGGCCGGCCCUCGUCCAGGGCUACCCGAAGGCCGUCCUCACGCCCAACCACGUGGAGUUCGGCAGGCUCUGCGAGGCCGUGCUGGGCGCGCGGGCGGACGGCAGCAGUCGCCACGCGGCUGUGCUGAGACUCAGCCAGGCCCUGGGGAACGUGACGGUGGUGCAGAAAGGGGAGCAGGACCUGAUCUCUGACGGCCAGCAGGUGCUCACGUGUGACCAGGAGGGCAGCGGCCGCAGGUGCGGUGGGCAGGGCGACCUCCUGUCGGGCUCCCUGGGCGUCCUGGUGCACUGGGCUCUCCUCGCUGGACCCGAGAAGACACGAGGGUAUGGCCGCACCCCUUCCUCCCGCAGGGACUCGGCGCUCUGGCGCUCCUUUAGCACGAGCACGCGGAACGGACAGUGGCUGGAAACGUUCCAGAGAAACCCUGGCACCACGUGGGUGCAGCUGGGCCAGACUGCCAGGCCUCUGCCUCAGUAGAUGCCCGUGGGGCUUGGGUGUGGGGCUUGGGAAGCUGCAGCCACGUCGAGGGGAUGGUCCUAGCAGGGCUCCCGGGCGCCAGAUGGGGGUUUUCCCAGUGAGGUGACGGGAACCUGGCGGGCGUGGGGUGGGCAGGGCCCUGUGAGCCUCUUCCUCUGCACUCGCCCCAUGAUGGUGACGGCGGAGCCUGGCCCGCGAGGCAGUGCUGGGGUGCACCUGCGGGGAGGAGGCCCAGGCGUGCUGCUGUCUCCGCUCUGACGGGCCCGCCCGUGGGCACAGGCUUGGGUGUUCCUCACCCCGGGAGACCAGGGACACUCCGUGUGGGGGUAGAGGCGCGCGAGGAGCACACCCCUCGCCGGGGGUGGGGAUCCUUGUGCCAGCUGUGAUAGCAGAGCCAUGCUCUGCCUUGGAGGCUCGUCCUGUCAGGCUGGAGCGGCCAGUUGGGGGUUCGGGUGGCCAUGGGAGGAGCCCAGCCAGGUGCCUGCUGACAACC